AUGCCUCAGCAACCGCCCGGCAAACAGCGAUCGGCCAACGCGUCAGUCUUCAAUGACCUCAUCGCAAAAGACGUGCUGCUGACUUGGCGACGCACAGCUGCAACACCUGUCGGCGUCGCAAGCCGUGUCGCAACUGCGUCAGGAAUAAGCUUGACUGUGAAUUUGGCGCGGGGCGACAGCGAUACUCUGAAGCGUAAGGACCCAAUUGACUUUUUCGCCCCGGGCGGUGUUUCAGUGGCUUUAGAGAACACUCUGGGAAUUGCACCUACAGAACCAACAGGCGAAGUACCACCGCCCCCAAGCUAUUCCUCAAUAGAACGCGCGCCUGGCCCUCUAUUCGAGCAGCGGGUCCGCAACCUGUUCCAUGAGAACUCUGGCAGAGACACGGGGUCCCCAGAACAAGACUCGCCAGAAAUGCGCACGACACAUGAUGAGCAACAAGACGCACCCUUUACUCCAGAAUGGACUUCAACAGAAGAGCUAAUCAGAGGCAUCCCGCCUCAAAUCAUGCCAGGGGAGGCAGAGUCAAAUCGACUCCUUGGUCUCUUCAAUGACUAUAUGAGCGGCAACCAGCAUUUCAUCGACCAGAGGACAUUUGCAGACAACCUGACGUUAUUAUUCCAGAAUCAGGCUACUCGAGCGAAGCAGAUGAAGACCCCAUGGUUCACACUGUACUUGUUGGUGAUGGCGAUGGGCAAGUUGAUGGAGGCGGACAGGAGGAUCUACGAUGGCCCGCCAGGAGCUUUCUAUUUCGCGGAAGCUAUGAAAAGGUUUCCGCCGCUCCAUAGUAUCAGCGAGUACGGCAUUGUGGGAGUCGAGAUAUUAUGUCUUGCGACAACAUAUCUGCAAUGGUGUGACAGGAAGAAGGACUCAUACUUCUUCGUCGGCACUGCUGUACGACUUGCUCUGACAUUGGGCUGCAACCUGCCUUUUGCCGAGCAGCAAUGUCUGCCUUCAGAAAGAGCCCACCGCACAAGGAUAUGGUGGACUGCGUACAUGCUCGACCAACGCAUAUCAGCAGGUCUGGGAUUGCCAGCAUCUGUUGAUGACCGCCAAAUUACGUUCGACCUUCCGGGACCAUCGCCUGGAUUUGAGUCGCCAGAGGCACUGAACAUCAACGUCCGGAUUGCCCGCGCCACUUCAGAGAUCAUGACUUCACUGUACAGCAAUGGCGGCCUAUCUCAGGGUGAUCUCAUUAAGAAGAUGCGCAACGUUCUUCAGUCAUUAUACGACACGGGCCGCUCUAUUCCACUAAACAUUGCAAUUGACUUCAAGAGCAAGGAGCUUGAGGUCACAAGAUCCGGUUCUUCGCUGUAUUUGAGGUUGUUCUCGGCAAUCAUCCUCUGCAUUCGACCGAUACUACUUCAGAAAGUCAAGGAUAAGGUGCAAGAUACCCAGAAGCAAAUCGUCACUCCCGCAAUCUCUCAGCUGUGUUUGCUUUGCAACGAGGCUGCAUUGAGGACUAUCCGCAUCUUGUACGCUAUGAAGAAGCAAGAUGAGAUUGCCCCCUUCGCAUUCUUUGAUUUGGACGCAGCAUUUUCAGCAGCGUUCGUGCUCAUCAUGCGAGGAUUCGCUCACAAGAACGACAGCCAAAAACCACCGCCUCAAGAAUUACAUCAAGCCGUGGAAGUCCUCGAGUAUCUUUCUGCAGCGGGCAAUAAUGCGGCUUCGCAUCGUCUAAAGGAGAUCAAGCAGCUAGAGGCACAUGUGUGGGGGUCGAGGUACUUCCCACCCGAAAAGGAUGGUGACGUGCAGAUGAAAGAUUCUGGAACACCCCACGGGGAACCCCACGCGGGAGGAUCCGGGGCUCAGGGAACUCCGGGGCAAUCUGGCGAGGGGUCGGGCUCGCAGGUUGUCUUGUCGCCGCCCGACCCGAGCCCCUCGACGCAACCGUCGUGGGAUGGCGAGAUGUUUGGCACCGAGUCGGCUGAGUCAUAUGAUCCUGACCAGCUGUUCGGUCUGGAUUUAAACGGAAGUCUGGGCCAGGAGUUCAGCCUGGAGGCCGAGGGUAUCUACGCCAGUUUCAACGACCCGACGCUUCCGCUUACCGGAGUCGAUCAACUGGACUGGGCCGAGCUGGAGAAGAUGAUGGCACCUGCCACCAAGCUCAUCCUCACUGAAGAGGCAGUCAAGUUUCUGGCAAUCAUCCACCGCAGUUUCGAGCCUACUCGCAGGAAACUCCUCAAGUUGAGGGAACAGCGCCAGAUCGAGACCGACCAGGGGAGGUUACCCGACUUCCUCCCCGAAACUAAGCACAUCCGCGAUGACAACAACUGGAAGGGCGCUGCGCCAGCGCCUGGUCUCGUUGAUCGCAGAGUUGAGAUUACUGGACCCACAGAUCGCAAGAUGGUUGUCAACGCACUCAACUCUGACGUUUGGGCUUACAUGGCGGAUUUUGAAGACUCAAAUGGACCUACUUGGGACAACAUGGUUCAGGGCCAGGCAAACUUGCACGAUGCUAUCCGUCGUCAGGUUGACUUCAAGUUAGGCGAGAAAGAGUACAAGCUCAGAACUGAUCGUACUUUGCCCACUUUAAUUUGCCGAACCCGGGGUUGGCAUCUGGACGAGAAGCAUUUCACCGUUGACGGAGAUGCUAUGUCUGGAGCUCUCUUCGAUUUCGGGCUGUAUUUCUUCCACAACGCCAAGGAAUUGAUUUCAAGAGGAACUGGUCCUUACUUUUACUUGCCGAAAAUGGAGUCGCAUCUCGAGGCUAGAUUGUGGAAUGACGUUUUCAACAUGGCUCAGGAUUACAUCGGCAUUCCCCGGGGAACAAUCAGAGCCACUGUUUUGAUUGAGACUAUCAGCGCGGCUUUUGAGAUGGAUGAGAUCAUCUACGAGCUUAGAGACCACAGCUCCGGCCUCAACUGCGGCAGAUGGGAUUACAUCUUCACCUUUAUCAAGCGCUUCCGUAACCGCCCCGGCUUCAUCCUCCCCGAUCGCGCCGACGUCACCAUGACCGUCCCCUUCAUGGACGCGUACGUCAAGCUCCUGAUUAGCACAUGCCAUCGCCGUGGCGUUCACGCAAUGGGCGGCAUGGCUGCCCUCAUCCCACGCAAGGACGAUCCCGCUGCCAACGCCAAGGCGAUGGAGAGCGUCCGCGCGGACAAGCUUCGAGAAGUCAAGGCCGGUCACGACGGUACCUGGGUCGCGCACCCCGCGCUUGCAUCCAUCGCGAGCGAAGUUUUCAACGAGCAUAUGCCCACUGCCAACCAGAUCUUCGUCAGGCCAGAGGUGAACGUUACGAGAGACGACUUGCUCAACUCAGUUGUUCCUGGAAAGAUCACGGACGAUGGUGUGAAGAAGAACUUGCACAUUUGCUUGGCUUACAUGGAGGGCUGGCUGCGCGGUGUUGGUUGCAGCGCCAUCAACUACUUGAUGGAGGACGCUGCUACUGCCGAAGUGUCUCGAACACAAUUGUGGCAAUGGGUCAAGCACGGCGUGAGCACCGCUGAAGGAACCAAGCUCGACAAGACCUACGUGCUUGGCACCCUCGACCAACUCACAAAAGAGCUGGCUGCUUCUGCACCUGCGAACAACAAGUUUGAGCUCGCUGCUAAGUACUUGAGGCCGCAAGUGACAGGCGAGGACUAUGCCAGUUUCGUCACAACUCUUUUGUAUGACGAGAUUACAUCAAUCUCUCCCUCAGGAAAAUUGUAA
Messenger RNA from Colletotrichum gloeosporioides, 3657 nucleotides. RefSeq names its product Malate synthase glyoxysomal. Gene Ontology annotation, molecular function: zinc ion binding; malate synthase activity; DNA binding. Gene Ontology annotation, cellular component: cytoplasm; peroxisomal matrix. The record is from RefSeq and is a predicted model, not a curated record. Lineage: Eukaryota; Fungi; Ascomycota; Sordariomycetes; Glomerellales; Glomerellaceae. The transcript has 14 exons. The coding region runs from base 1 to 3657 and encodes 1218 amino acids. Gene Ontology annotation, biological process: DNA-templated transcription; glyoxylate cycle.